AUGGGCGACUGUGAGCUGGGCACAGAGCACAGUGAGAUUGCCUCCAAUGAUGACAAGCCUCGUUUUCCCAGUGAGGGAGAUGCCGCCCCACACCAUCACACUGCCUGCACCAACAGGUGUUACUCUAUCGGUGCAGCAGUCAGCAUAGCGUUCUCCGCAUCUUCUCCACACUUUGACCCUACGAUCCAACUGGCAGCACCUGGGGGGAUACGGGACCUGUUUCUAAAAGCAGGGGCUGUGGGUCCGGGCCAUCAGUUUUCUCCUGACAGUUUGGAGAUUCUCGUUGGAGAGCUGUGUGCCUUCUUCACCAAGGCAGAGGGAACCCAGGAGAAGACGAUUGUCACCGCAGACUGCUGCUACUUCAACCCCUUACUGAGGCGCAUCAUACGCUUCCUAGGUGUCUAUGCCUUCGGCCUGUUCACCACCACCAUCUUCGCCAACGCCGGCCAGGUAGUGACAGGAAACCAGACGCCCCACUUCCUGUCUGCCUGCCGACCGAACUACACUGCGUUGGGCUGCCAGUCCACCAUGCAGUACAUCGCCGAGCGCCGCGCCUGCACCGGGAACCCGCUGAUCGUCAUGUCUGCGCGGAAAUCCUUCCCGUCCAAGGACGCAGCGCUCAGCGUGUACUCUGCCGUGUACACCGCGAUGUACGUGACUCUUGUGUUUAAGACCAAAGGCACGCGGCUGACCAAGCCCACCAUCAGCCUGGCGCUGCUCUGCCUGGCCACGCUGGUGGGCGUGGUCCGGGUGGCCGAGUACCGAAACCACUGGGGGGACGUCCUGGCAGGGUUCUUCACCGGGGGGGCCAUCGCGGUGUUUCUGGUGACUUGUGUGAUUAACAGCUUCCAGCAGAUGCUGCCGAGUCCUCCCCCACUGCGAGCCCAGCGGCCUGAGUCCGUGCUGGGCAUGCCGAUGGUGACGCUGCCCUGUGUGGAGAGUCCACUCGAAAAGUUAAGUGGCCCUCAGGUAAGAGGCAGGGGUGGGUACGAGGGGCUGAGAUACACACCCCCCCUCUCCCUUGUCUCUUACCUGAAUCUGUUGUCCUUCCAAAACAUGCAUGCUCCAAGCCCCACCUGCACACCAUGUACCAGCACAGACAUCCAAGUGAAUCCUUUUAGGUCAGCAGGGUGAAACUCAGCUUCAAUAAUACCCCCUUUCCCACCGAGGCAGAGCUGGUGCUGGUUCGGAGCCAGAGCCUAGUUUCAAAUCGGUUCUUCGUUUUAUCGACCACCAAAACAACGAAAACAACUUGGAUGGCAGGAAUAUGGCCAACAAGGUUUUGAGUAAAGUCACGGGGCUCACAAAGUUUUGAGCCAGAAAUUCAAAAUUUUUAGAAAGGUCAAGAAUGAUCAUUUUAGCCAUGGCUAAUGGCUUAAUGGCUUAAUGGCUUAAUUUUAAACCACUUUGAAUUUGCAUGUACCUCCUGGUUUGAAGGCCUAAUAAACCGACUCAAAGGGAGGCUACAAACACAGAAUAAAUUAAUAUUAGGUAUCCUGAACUUGGGCCAUAGGUCUCACAUAGGUAGGUCACAAUUUGUUGAGCUCAACUGGCUCCCUGUGGAGUCUCGUGUUAAUAUGUUAAGACAGACCCAACUUUUUUGUCGUGUCUUAUAACUAAGGUAAAGGACUCACACAAUAUUAAUACUCGUGGCAGCAUAUCUGACCUGUGUCCUUAUACAUUUAAGACAGUGUUAGGGAAAGGAACAUUUGCCUAUAUGGGGGCAGUUCAGUGGAACAAGUUAGAUGGUCAUAUUAAAGUUAUUUCCAGCCUGAACUCUUUUAAAAAGAGCAUCAAGGUCUGGUUAUUAGAGAAGGUUGCGGAAUAGAUUAAAGGGCAAGUUACUAUUUUUAUUUAUUUAAGAAAAAUGUUUUUAUGUUAUGUCAUCGAGUAUCUUGUCUUGUCCUGAUGUGUGUUGAGGACCACAAUGGAAAUAAGUCCUGGACUUCAUUGUGUUUUUAUCCUCGAUUGUAUUUGAUGUCCUUUUAUCAUGUGUAAGGCGUUCUCGUUACAAUUAAAUAAAUCAAAUCAAAUCAAACCAGCUCCGAACCAGUAAAAGUGGUUCCUAAGUAGCACCAAAUCAUCGCUGGGCCAGAAGUAGGAACCGCUUACAUCAACUGGCUGGGGGGGGCGGGGUUACCGUGACCAACAAGACAAGACAUUUUUGAAUUAGCAGAUAAACACGAUGGUCAGAGGAGGAAACGAGCUGCUUUCUUGCACUAUGGUCCUCUCCAGAAGUCCAGAGUAAGUUAGACGGAUGUUUGGAUGCCGAUGUCGGUCUGCAAAGCCACGACCAUCACUAGCAAAGCAGCGUCCACCAUUGUUGAUGGUGUGGUUGUGUUUGGCGCCGCCGCGCUAACGUUGCUGGGAAAGAUGAGACGUAUACAGUGACGUAAGACCUGGCUCUGUGCCGGCUCUGUGCUGGCUCUGUGCCGGCUCUGUGCUGGCUCUGUGCCGGCUCUGUGCUGGCUCUGUGCCGGCUCUGUGCUGGCUCUGUGCCGGCUCUUUAGCCUGCGGGAAAGCUAACCGGUUCUUUGGAGGCUCGUCAGUCGAACCAACUCCGAACCGGCACUAGCUCUGACCCAGCACCUGGUUCUUGUUGGUGGAAAAGGGUUAUAAGGGGCCACACUGGAAAAUCAAUCAAUCAAUCAAUCAAAAUGUAUUCAUAUAGCACUUUACAACAACCAGCAGGUAUCCAAAGUGCUUAACAUCAGAAACACAUUUCAUACAAUAGAAAGAAUGAACAUAGAAAACAGGAAAAUCAGAAAAGGUUACACAGAGACAAAAGAAUGAAAUGGUCAAACCACUGCUACGUAUUAAAGGCCAGACGAAACAGAUGAGUUUUAAGUUUGAACCUAAAAAGAGCUCCAUCUGUAAUAGUGUGAAUAUCAGGAGGUAACUUGUUCCAGCAACUGAUCACCCCAACGUUUAUACCUUGACCUCGGCACUUCUAAAACUCGCUGAUUUGGAGAACGCAAUGACAUCUGUAUUAUUACAUUGCAUGUGUCGUAUAGUCUUCUCACUCAUAGCUUGGUCGACAUAAAGCCCCCAAAAAAUGUAACUUAGCCAUCAAAGAAAGAAGCGACACAAAAAUAUCGGAAAAAAACGU
Perca fluviatilis (European perch) is the source of this 3109-nucleotide messenger RNA. RefSeq names its product phospholipid phosphatase related 2a (gene plppr2a). Gene Ontology annotation, biological process: signal transduction; phospholipid dephosphorylation; phospholipid metabolic process. NCBI's taxonomy places the organism in Eukaryota, Metazoa, Chordata, Actinopteri, Perciformes, Percidae. Bases 1 to 1134 code for a protein of 377 amino acids. The record is from RefSeq and is a predicted model, not a curated record. Gene Ontology annotation, molecular function: phosphatidate phosphatase activity. The transcript is spliced from 7 exons.